UGCAUGCUCUCACGUCUCGUCAACUCGAUUAUAGUGGUACGUGGUUGGUCGUCUGCAAAGAUUUUGCUGAAAUCAUACCUGACAAAAAAAAUAAAUAAUAUACAUAACACAAAGUUUUGCAUCAAACGAAACAUCGGCCUGUCCUACUUUUCACUUUUCUUGCAAAAACAUCAUUAAUUUAUUUGUUUCCUGGUUCGGCAAUUCUGAACAUUGAAUAUCGCAAACAAAAAAUUUAAUAUAAUAAGUGUCAGAAGUGCAAAUAUGUAUUAUUGUAGUGAUACAUAGAUAUCAUAAAUAUUGAGCAACGUUGAACCAUUUUGAAGUGUGCGUGGGUGCUUUUUCCAUUCAGAGAUCCAUAUUAUUUGUCUACUUCCAGCGUUUUCGGAGAUUCGGAUUCGAUAAAGUAAACAAACCAAAUUGCUUUAUGCGGUAUCCGCGGUAUAAUAUAAUACAUAAUCUCUCAGCACUAAAAGUGAUGGUUGCUAAAGUCCAAUAAUACAGAAUUCCGUUGAUGUUAUAAUUUAUUAAUCCUACAAUUUUUUAUUAAACAUUUAACGGAAAUGUCGUGAUCUCUGAGCAUAAUGACGCGCCUAAAAGGCCGGACAUCGUUGACGAUCUUCGUAGUGAUUAUCUUCGCGCUGUUAGUCGUUGUUUACCACCUUCUUAGUAAUGAGGUGGAUGACAUAUCCACGGGGAAGGGACGUUCCUACCUCAAAGGCAAAGAUCUCCAUUAUGUAAAAGGCAUUACUGAAGCUCCUGAAAUGAUGAAAAAGCAAAAUUCUGAGAUAUUCGGCGACAAAUUCAAAAUUGGUGGAAGGUACAGGUAUGACGGCUCUCCACUGUUUACGGGUCACAAAAUCGUGCACCUUGAUCUUAAAGGUGCCCCACCAAAAGUCACCUAUUUCGAGUAUCUUUUUCGGUUGCUUAAAACCCUUGGAGCAACUGGUAUUUUGAUAGAGUAUGAAGAUAUGUUUCCCUUCGAAGGAAGCCUGAUUGACAUUGGGGCAGGUAAUCGCUAUCUCAGAAAAGAAAUUCAGAAGAUUCAAAAUCUAGCUGAUGAAAAUGAAAUGACUGUCAUUCCCUUGAUCCAGACUUUCGGGCACUUGGAGUUUAUUUUGAAGCUACAGAAGUAUAAAGAUCUGAGAGAGAUUUGUCGAUAUCCCCAGUCCAUCUGCCCAACACACAACAAAUCACUGCCUCUCUUAUUUGAAAUGAUUGAUCAAGUUAUUAUGGCACACCCUAGCUCUAAAUAUUUACACAUUGGUGCUGAUGAGGUUUAUCAGCUUGGGGAAUGUACUCGAUGUAUGGAUACCAUGGCUAAACACAAAUGGGGCAAGAGGCAACUUUUCCUGGAACAUGUAACGAAAGUAGCAAAGCAUAUCAAAGAAAAGUAUCCCCACUUAACGAUUCUCAUGUGGGACGACGAAUUCAGGGAAAUUGAAUCACAGGAACUGAUUGAAAGCGGUUUGAGCUGGCUGAUAGAACCUGUUAUCUGGAAGUAUACAACAGAUCCGGGUUCAUCGCUAACUGAUCAGCUUUGGGAGAACUAUGCACUUGUCUGGCCGGAGGUUUGGUUUGCUACAGCUUUUAAAGGAGCCACUGCUCCUGACAGAUACUACACGGACAUAUCUCACCACGUAGAAAAUCAUCGCCGAUGGUUAGAGAUAAUUGAAAAGUAUUCUUCGCGUAUCAAAUUUAAGGGAGCCUUUCUAACCGGUUGGCAAAGGUAUGAUCACUUCAGUGUACUCUGCGAACUGCUCCCUACUGCAUUACCAUCUCUAGCAGUCAAUUUAGCCGUUCUUCGAUCAAGCGAUCCUAGCGUAUUUCCAAUGGAUGUUCCAAUCAAAGUCACAGAGGCUCUUUCAUGCGAGGGUGGUAUAUCUUUAAGCAUUUCUGAACCACAGUACAGCUGGACAAAAUGCAACUAUCAUGGAGUACUUGUUUAUGCGGCAACUUUUAAGCUCUUUUCUAUUCAACAGGAAUUAAAUAGGUUGAAGCAGGAUAAUACCUUCAUAGGUUGGCUCACUCCGUACAACAUAAAGUAUUCAUUUUCGAGUCCAAGUCAUGUAGAGCGUGCUGUUACCGACCUAGAUAGGUACAAGAUGGAAGUGUUGUAUCUCGAAAAGGAGAUAAGUGUAGCUAUGGAGGAUAUUUACGACAAUUACACAAUCCAAGAGUGGCUGGAAACAAAUCUAGUGCCACUGAACAACGAAAUUGAAGAGAUCUGGGCAGCUAAGGAGAAAAUCUUAGAGAAACAAUCCUGGCCAAGAAGACCUCUUAUUAAGUCGGAGUUGUAAUAAAUUUUCCCGCGAGUAAAUUAAAGUUUCCAUAUUUGCGACGAUUGAAUCAUAAGUAAUUUAAGUUUAAUAAAAGUUGGGCUUAGCUCUUUAGAAACACAGGGUGUCUACAGUAGGGUGGUUCAAAAAUUCGAGUUUCGAUUUUUGGUGAUCGAUUCCCCAUAAUUUGUUUGUUUUCCGGAAAAAGUUCCCUAUUGAAAAAAAAUAUCCACAUGAAUCAGUGCCGCCGGGAUUUUUAAAUUAUCAUGGGGUUUUAAUAGGGAAGUGCUCGUUUAUUCAAACCAUUUUUUUGCCCGUAAAUCGUGAAAAGGUAUUAUUAUUUCGAGAUAAAUCAUGUAGUUUUGAAUUUUCAGAAUAAUAACUCCUUUUUAACUUA
Molecule: messenger RNA, 2673 nt
Organism: Belonocnema kinseyi
Lineage: Eukaryota; Metazoa; Arthropoda; Insecta; Hymenoptera; Cynipidae
Product: hexosaminidase D-like
Exons: 2
Coding region: 582-2297 (571 amino acids)
Biological process (GO): carbohydrate metabolic process
Molecular function (GO): hexosaminidase activity
Source: RefSeq, a predicted model, not a curated record